Chlamydomonas reinhardtii is the source of this 5750-nucleotide messenger RNA. RefSeq lists its product as uncharacterized. The transcript has 15 exons. NCBI's taxonomy places the organism in Eukaryota, Viridiplantae, Chlorophyta, Chlorophyceae, Chlamydomonadales, Chlamydomonadaceae. Gene Ontology annotation, cellular component: cytoplasm; membrane. Gene Ontology annotation, biological process: endosomal vesicle fusion; vesicle-mediated transport; autophagy. The record is from RefSeq and is a predicted model, not a curated record. Bases 138 to 5537 code for a protein of 1799 amino acids.
UCUGACUGCACCAGCUGGGGUUCCGUUUUCCAGGCCAUGGAGAGAUAGCGCCGUCCAUGUCGUUAUGGUAGUCUUUCAUAUGUGAUAUUUCCAAAGGGUAUCUGUAACCCGGCCUGCGAGUGCGGCCUGGUGCCGAGAUGAGCUCGAAACCCGAGCCCUCUGUCCGCGCAUAUGAAGCAUUUCGCGUGCGUCGCGUCAUUGACGGGCUUCCAGGAAAUCAGCGUAUUGAGUCGCUGUGCUGCUGGCAGCGGUACCUGCUUGUGGGGCUGCAGGAUGGCACAAUCCUGCAGUGCACGGAGCAGAAGCCGGGGACGUGGCAGCCCGUCAAGUCCCACCGCGGCCUGGAGCGCAAGGCCGUGACCCAGAUGGCGGCGGUGCGGCCGGGCCCGCGGCCGCUGCUGCUGGCGCUGACGGAGGCGGGCGUGAACCUGCUCACAUUGCCGGACCUGCAGCUCAAGUUCCAGCCCAUGGGCAGCCGGGGGGCGGCGCUGUUCGCCUGGCGCGAGGAGGAGCAGCUCAUGGCGGUGGCGGUGCGGCGUAAGAUCCUGUUGUACACGCUGCGCGGCAGUGACAUGCUGGAGGCGGGCGAGCGGCCGGCGCCCGAGGGCGUCACCGCGUUGGCCUGGGUGGGGCCUGGGCAGCUGGUGGCGGGCAGCCGGCGCGGCUACGUGCGCAUCAACACAGCCACGGGCGCCACCGCCGAUCUGGAGCAGCUCGGCACUGCGCCGGUGCCGCUGGUGGCUCUGGUGCCGCCGGCGGGGGCGGAGCUGCUGCUGGCGCGCGACGCCACCACCUGCUUCCGGGCGGCGGCGGACGGGCGCCCCAGCCGCCGCCGCCACCUGGCAUGGAGCGAGCCGCUGAUGGCGCUGGCAACCGCGGGCCAGUACGCGGUGGGGCUCACCACCGGCGGCGCGGCGGAGGUGCGCAGCCUGCGGCGGGUGGCGGAGGGCCACGUGGUGCAGCGCGCGGCCCUUGGGCUGCCCGAGGCGGCCCUUGGGCUGCAGCCCGCCGCCGCCGCCGGCGCGGCGCGGCCGGUGGUGGCGCCGGCGGUGGCGGAGGAUGGCGCGGUGUUUGUGGCCGCGUGCAUGAUGCCGCCAGCGCCAGCCGCAGACGCCCGCGCCGCGAGCGCCGGCGGCGCCGGCCCUGUCUCCGCCGGCGGCGGCGGCGGCGUCAACAGCGUGAUGGCCUCUUUCAUCGGCGAGGCCGCCUCGCCCAGCAGCGCCUCCUUUGCCGCGCUGUUCGGCCCCGGCGGCGCCGCCGCCGGCGGCGGCGGCUUCGGCGGCUUUGGCGGCCCGGUGGGCGUGGUGGCGGGUACGGGAUGCGUGCAUGUGGUGUACCGGUUAGAACCCGUGUCGCUUGAGGAGCAGGCGCACACGCUGGCGGAGCUGGGCGAGUAUGCGGAGGCGCUGGCGCUUGCGGAGUUGGUGGAGGAGAGCGAGGAGGAGGCCGGGGAGGAGAGCGAGGGGGAAGAGGGAGAGCAGGCGGGAGGGCGGGCAGGGGAGGAGGAGGCGGCGAAGGGGGGCGAGGAGGAGGGGGGCGCGCAUGACGGUGGGGGGCUGUACAUGGAGAGCCGCGCCGCCGUGAAGGCACCGGCGGCGCCGACGGCGGCGGCGGCGGUCGGGAAAGGCGGCGCGGCGGCGGCGGCGCGUGGCGGCGGCGGCGGCGGGGAACAGCAACCACAGCAGCCGCGGCGGCCGCGCAGCCGCAGGCGCAUCACCGCCCCGGGCGCAGCCGCCGCCUCUGCCACCGCCGCAGGCGGCGGUGGCGGCGGCGGUGGCGGCGACGUGGGUGGCGGGCUGGGUCUGGGCCGUCGCGCGCUGCUGGAGGAGCGGCUGCGGCUGGCGUAUGGGCACUACCUGUUCGCGCACGGGGAGUACGACGAGGGAAUGGCGCAGCUGGUGCUGUGCAGGUCCACCACGGCCCUGGUGCUGCUGCGCCUGUUCCCCAGCCUUGUGCCGCCCCGCUUCCGCCACUGGCUGCCCAGCAGCGCGGCGGGACAGCCGCUGCCGCCCGCCGCGGAGCCGGCGCCGGCGGGCGGCGCCGCCUACGCGACGGCGGUGUCAGCACUGCUGCCCUACCUGCUCAGUGCGCGCACCCGCGCCCUGGCGGCGCUGGCGGAGCAGGAGGAGAGGGAGAAGGGGAAGCAGGUUGGGGAGGAGAAGGCUGGGGAGAAGGUAGGGGAGGAGAGUGCCGGAAAGGAGCAGAGCAAGGAGGUGAACGGGCAGGCGGCCAGUUCAAACGGCGCGGCUGCAGCAGCAGGCACCGACGCCGCCUCUCCCAUCCUCCCAGCUGCUAUCUCCGCCUCCGCCUCCACCACCACCACCGCCGCCGCCUCCUCCACCUCUGACUCCACCACCCCUGGGCCUGGCCCCGGUCCCAGCCCCUCGCCGCCGCCGCCGCCUCCUCGCGAGCUGCUGCGUGUGCUGGACACGGCACUGGUGGGGGUGAUGGCUGCCCUGCCCGACACGGGGGCGCUACUGCGGUUCGUGCAGCUGCCCAACCACGUGGAUCUGAGCGAGGGAGAGCAGAUCUUGUCGCGGUGCGGCAUGUACGCCGAGCUGGCGGCGCUGUACAAGUACGGCGGGCGGCACGUGGAGGGCAUGGAGCUGCUGCGGCGGCUCAGCCAGGAGCCGGAGGGGCUGGAGCACACCGUGCGCGGCGCGGCGGCGGACCUGCCGGGCCUGCCGGGCGUGUGGGCGGCGGUGCGCUACCUGGUGUCGCUGUCGGCCGACCACGCCGACGUCAUCCAGGCCCACGCCGGCUGGAUCCUGGCUGCUGACCCCGAGGCCGGCCUGUCGGCGCUGCUGCACAUGCGGCCGCCGCUGCACCCCUCGCUGGCGCUGUCCAUCCUGCAGCGCCACUCGCGCCACUACUGCGGCCUGUACCUGGAGACGGCGCUGCAGAUUGGGGUGGCGCUGCCGCAGGAUUACCACAACGAGUUGCUGCUCAUCUACCUGCGGGACAUCCUAGCCAAGGAGCCUCCCGCCCGCCACGCCGCCAGCAGCACUCAAAGCGAUGGCGACGGCGGCCUGAAGCAGCUGCUGCUGGGCCGGGCAGCCGACGGCGUCGGCGCCGCCGGCGGCGCCAGCGCAAACGGCGGCGCCGCCGGCGGCGCCGCCACCGGCCCCGAAGCCGCCUCCCAGCCCGCCAUGCUCUUCCCAGACGAGCUAGCCCGGGCGCUGUGGAACCACGUGAACGCGACGCGCGGCGGUAAAGGCCGCGGCGGCGGCAGUGGGGGCGGCGGCGGCUCGGGGCCACCGCGGCCGUUUGCGAGUGCGCCGGUGUCGGCAUCCGCCACGCCCGCACACGGUCUCUCGCGCGUACCCAGCCACACCAGCCUGCACAACGGCAUGCCCGGCGCGGCCGGGGCGGGAGGCGCGGGCGGCUCAGGCGCCGGCACGGCCGCGGGGGAGGAGGGGCCGGCGGCGAGAAGCGGCGCGGCGACGACGGGCGGCAAGGCCGCGGCGGCGGCGGCGGCGGCGUCGCGUGCGGUGACGUCGCCGCUGCCGGCCGCCGCCGGCCGCCGCGCCGGCGGGCGCUCCUGGCUGUGGCGCGACACGAGCGCUGCUAGCGGCGGCGGCGGCGGCGGCGGCGGCGCCGACGACGGCAGCGUUGACGGGACCCGGCGGAAGCUGCCGCUCGCGCACGCCGGCGGCGGCGGCGGCGGCGGUGAAAGCGACAGUGAGGCGGACGAGGUGGACGGCGCGCAUGCUGACGACUCAGACGCCGAGUCGACGGCAUCGGGGCGGCGGCGCGUGUCGGGCGCCGCCGCCAGGCCGCCGCCGCCGGCGCCGCCGGGCUCGCAGCCGGGCUCGCGGGCCAGCUCCAAACCCAGCACGCCGACGCCCCUGCCUGGCGGCUUCAUGAAGAAGGGGCUAGCAGCUAUGGCGGCGGCGACGGGCCUUGCCGCCGGCAAUGGCGGCGGCUCCGCCGCCGCCGGCCGCACGCCGCCGCGGCCGCCGUCGCUCAGCAUCGGCAGCGGCGGCGCCGACGGGGCUGGCCGGGCCUCUCCGGGCUCCGCCGGCAAGCCGCCCGCCGGCCCCAGUGCCGCCUCCGCCGCCUCGGCCGGGUCGCAGCCUCGCCGCCGGCCGCGGCAGCCCAGCGGCGACUUUACCGCCGCCGCCGCCGCCGCCGACGGCGGCGGCAGCGGAAAGGAGCUUGCGCUGUCGGAAGCUGGACCGGCGGCGGCGGCGGAGCCUGACGGCGGCGUCCGGGCGGCGGUGGCGGCUGCCGCCGCCACCGCCGCCGCCGCUGGUCCCUCGCUGUACCAGCGGCUCCGUGACCUGGUCUACACCUCGCCCUACAUCGACCCCGCCUACGUGCUGGAGAAGCUGCCGCCGGGUGAGCUGCUGGAGAUCCGUGCGCUCAUGCUGGAGCGCCUGGGCCGCCACCGCGAGUCCCUCCGCAUCUACCUACACGCCCUCCGAGACAUGGCCGCGGCGGAGGCCUACUGCGACCGAGUGUACCAGGCAGCAGGCGGCAAGGCGCCUAACGCCGGCGGCGGCGCAGCCGGCGGCGCUGCCGGCGGCGGCGCCGCCGGGGGCCAGGGCGGCCUGCCGCCGCCGCCGCCGCCGCCGCCCAUUCCGCUGCACAUCACGGCCAUCGGCGGCAGCGGCGGCUCGGGCGGCCUGGCGGCGGCGGUCACACUGGGCGGGCUGACGUCACCCAGUGACAUCUAUCUGGAACUGGUACGGGCGCUGUACGACGGACCGCAGAGCUGUCCCGCCGCUGCGGCGGUGGCGGCGGCCGGCGGGCACGGGCCGGAGGCUGCGGCGGCGGCGGCAGCCGCCGCCGCCGCGGCCGCCGCAUCAGCGACGGGCCCAGCCGCCAGCGCGGCGGCGCUGCCGCCAGCGGGUGGUGUGACGUCGCCGACGACGGCGGCCGCGCUGGCGGUGUGGCGAGGCGGCUCGCCGGCUGAGGCGCUCGGCGGCGGCCUGGGUGCGGCGACGGCAGGGGCGGGUGGCGCUCCGGCGCUGCUGGACGCGGGCACGUGGCAGUCGCUGUCGCGGCUGUUGAGUCGGAAGCGGGAGCGGCUGAACCCGCUGGAGGUGCUGCCGCUGCUGCCCGACGACGUCCCGGUGGCUGACGUGCUUCCCUGGCUGGAGGCGGCCCUGCGCUUCAGCCAGGAGGCUCGCCGUGGCCUAGCCGUCAGGAAGCAGCUGCGCCGCUGCGAGAACCUCUCCGCUAUGGAGGAGGCGGUCCGGGUGCGGCAGCAGCGCGUGCUGGUGACGGGCGAGCGGGCGUGCUCCAUCUGUCACAAACGGCUGGGUGGCUCGGUGGUCGUCUCGUACCCUGGGGGUCUGUUGGCGCACUACCUGUGUCACAAGCGGCACACGGGAGUGAGCGGCGGCGGGGCUGGGGCAGGCGGCGGAGGAGGAGAAGGAGCAGGCAGUUUGACGGGGAGCGUGAGCGAUUUUGGCGGGGCUGCGGGGGCCGCGGCUGGGGCCGCGGCAUCGGUGGUCGAGCUCCAGCACAGCGCGACGGGGGUGCGCGGCAUUAGCCCAGCUAUUUCUUCGGAGGCAUUGGCGGCCUGGUAGUGAGCAGAGAGUUCAGCUGGGCGAGGAGGGGCCCAACUUCGAGGUCGCACGGUUGGCGGUUGCAUGGUACGGCUUGGCAAUUCGCCCGAGCCGCGUUCAGGCCCGCGCGCCGGCUGUGUGCAGAAACAGUACCUGUGCAUCUCUAGUAUUCUAUCACACGCUCAUUACGCAUUCAACAACGGGGUUGACAAGACAAGCGACCCAUCAAACACU